This is a messenger RNA of Racocetra fulgida, 585 nucleotides long. The record is from the annotation of a GenBank genome assembly. Lineage: Eukaryota; Fungi; Glomeromycota; Glomeromycetes; Diversisporales; Gigasporaceae.
AUGGUUUUAUUAGUUUUAACUGAACGUAUCCGACACGCGAUAUUCCAAGCUAUACAAUCCCCUGAUUUUGAUGAAUCCGCAAAACAAAGACUUAAAACUUAUCUUAAGUCUAGAGAGCCUAAAUCUUCCAUUCCUCUUGAUCUCGUUAAAGAGGUUUCAAAAUUCUUGGUUAAUCGCGAUGGAAAACUUGGGAGAGAAAUUGCUGAUAAAGAAUAUGCUCGUAUGAUUGGACGUGUUGCUUCCUCUUAUGAUGUAGAAACUUUUAAACUCUUAGAUACUGAAGAGUUCCAAAGUGUCCGUGGUCAGCUCACUGCUAUAAUUAAUAUUACUUUUACUGUUGUUGCUGUAUUUGCUGCUGUGUAUCACGUUGCGCAAACCAUCACCGGUGAUACUGGAAUGGUAGGUGUUUCUCUGUUGCUCCGAACGGGUUAUCCCGAUUUACCUAAAUUGGAUCCCGUUAUCGUUGGUGUAGCUGAAACAUUUUUGUACAUGCGUUAUCUCGCUGGCUUUGACAAAAAUGACCCUAAAAAGGAACGUAAACAACUAUUUGGAGCUCUCAUUAAUAUCUCACUAAUAAUAAUGUGA